This is a messenger RNA of Saxophila tyrrhenica, 1356 nucleotides long. RefSeq lists its product as uncharacterized. NCBI's taxonomy places the organism in Eukaryota, Fungi, Ascomycota, Dothideomycetes, Mycosphaerellales, Extremaceae. The record is from RefSeq and is a predicted model, not a curated record. The transcript is spliced from 3 exons. The coding region runs from base 1 to 1356 and encodes 451 amino acids.
AUGGUCUACUCACUGACCUAUCGACGACCGUCGCAUGUCUCGAGCUCUGGCGAUUCCCUUAGCGGCGAGGAGAAGCAGAAGUCUGUCAAUGAGUCCCUCUCAUCAGGGAGCUCGGGCAUGAGCCAUGGCAUACCUGAAGCACUCUCCUUCGAUCGCAUCAUGUCUGGUGGCACCUGUCCGCCCUGCACUAUCCGGGACUUCAUGAACUACCUUCGGUACAUCGAGUAUGCUCCGGAGAACCUCCAGUUCUUCCUUUGGCUUCGCGACUACUCCUCACGCUUCUCACAACUGUCGCCGAGUGAGGCCGUUCUGUCCCCAGAAUGGACCCAGGCACAAGCAGAGGCGGAAGCUGCCAUGCAGGCAUCGUCGAACAAGCCAGUGAAGAGAGUCAACCCAGAAGUCGCAGAGGUGUUUAGAGGUACCGACUUCGCGGUGGACGGAAAGCCGAAAGCCAUCGACAACAGCGAUCCAUUCGCGACACCGGGUAAGACGCCGUCUCUCGAAGACAAGCGAGAAGAGAUGUCCGAGUACGGAUCAUCUUCUGGGGACCGGACCGUGCAGAGCAACAGCACCCAUCGAUCAACCGCAGAUCAAGCAUUCGAGGAUGCCGGCAUGAAGGUCAAGCCUUUCUCUCCACAACCAUACCGCGAUGAGGUCGCCCGCAUCAUCAGCAUCUACAUCGCCGAAGGGAGCCCUCGCCAACUCAACCUUUCCGGCCGCGAGCGAACAGCAGUCCUGCACGCCUUACAGCAAACUACCCACCCGUCAGCCUUCCGCAUCCUCGCAAAGACCGUCGAAUACUCGCUCCGCCACCAAGCACACCCCAACUUCGUCCGCUGGACCAUUUGCAACGGCAACCGCCCUCGUGUGGUCUUUGCACGUGGUCUCGGCAUCGCUGGCAUUCUCGGCGGACUCAUCGCCGACCUCAUCAUCACUCUCAGCUCCGCCAGCCGACCAUGGCGUGUCAUCCCAUUCAUCGGCUGGUUCAUCGGCAUCGCCACCCUCAUUGCCGCGUGGAAGGGCAUGUGCGUCGUUCUUCACGGCAUGCACCACCGCCACGUGCGACCAUGGGAGCUCUUCACCGAUGAGACGGAUGAAGUCCUGGACGAGAAGGCCGGGUCGCAGGAGAGUCUACUUAGCACGUCAACCAACUCAUUCGAAGACGAGCCGUGGAUUGCGCGAUACAAGAAACGCAACGUCAUCCGCAAGAUCUUCGACCGGGAAGUCUGGAUCCAGGAGCCGGCGUUGAGGCAGAUCCAGGACACGAUCUUCUUACAGGCGAUUCUUGGGGCCUUCGUGCUGUCGUGCAUCUGCGUCGGGGUCUUCUGCGCUGUGCCUCGAGGAGGCUUCUUCUAA